Messenger RNA from Drosophila pseudoobscura, 713 nucleotides. RefSeq lists its product as uncharacterized. The transcript is spliced from 3 exons. The record is from RefSeq and is a predicted model, not a curated record. Gene Ontology annotation, biological process: negative regulation of biosynthetic process. The coding region runs from base 251 to 634 and encodes 127 amino acids. NCBI's taxonomy places the organism in Eukaryota, Metazoa, Arthropoda, Insecta, Diptera, Drosophilidae.
UAUUAAUAUUAAAAAAAAAACAGCAGAGACACAGACAGCGAUUCGUCGUUGGCAUUGGGAAAACCUCUUGAACACGUCGAAGCCAAUUUCGGUUUUAGUUGUGAGCCAACCUUCAGAUAGAAAAGCGAGCUUUUGUCGUCGUCUGCGUCUCGAUUUCUUUCCCGUGCUUGCAUUUGAUUUGUACCAUUAUUCGACCACUCUGACUUCGACUCCGCCCGGCCUCGCUAAUUAAUUAGCAAAAGCAUACCAAAUGCCGUACAUUAUCAUACGAGGAAAUCUAGCCUCCUACAGUCACAAAUAUCCAUGGCGUGUGCUCGUCUCUGGAUUGAAAGCUGACGACAUCGAGCAGUUGAAUAAAUUCUCGUGUGGCGGCUACAGUGAUGAGUCCACCAUCGUCUACUUAGUGCAUCCUUGUCGUAUUUUAUCGGCGCUCGAAAUAUUGGGAUUUCGCGUUGUGGCCAGCUCAUCGACAGCCGUGAAGCAGGACUAUAACGAGUAUAUGUGGACAAUGCGCAAGGAGUUCGACGAACCAGAACCCUUGGAGGCCGAGUCGGUUGUGCGCGAGAAUCUGUCGAAUAUUGGCCGGGAGGCAGCCAGCUUAGGCAACUAUCAUAAGGUGGAUUCGCCCGAAUAGGCAAAAUCAUUUCUCCCAAAACACAAUCUAAAACCAGAAAACAAUUCAAAAUAGUUGUAUAAUAUCGUGUGUGCGUGAC